Messenger RNA from Alternaria ethzedia, 879 nucleotides. RefSeq lists its product as uncharacterized. The transcript has a single exon. NCBI's taxonomy places the organism in Eukaryota, Fungi, Ascomycota, Dothideomycetes, Pleosporales, Pleosporaceae. The record is from RefSeq and is a predicted model, not a curated record. The coding region runs from base 1 to 879 and encodes 292 amino acids.
AUGCCACCCGCGAGCGACUCCUUCAUGCCCCUCAACAUUGAAGACGACGUCGUGCCAGAAUGGCUGGAUUCCUUUACUCUGGUUGCGCCCCCAAACACCGAUCUAUGGAGAAGGCCAUCUUCGGGCGACAUCUCAACCGCUCCCAUGCUCUACACUGCCUUGAGCAAUCCCUUCAUUGUAGCAGAAGUCACGGUCAAGGGAGACUGGCAGCUUGAAUGGGAUCAAGGAGGGCUGGUAAUAUUCGCAGGCGCACCGCCAGGACAGGCAGCGACGGCAUCAACAACCGCAACGCCGACAUUGCAGGUCCCAGAUGUUGCAAACAUCCGGUUGGACGACAGCGCGACGCCGAGCUCCGCCAUCUCUCUCUCGCAAACCUCAAGUAAUGAGAAUGUUGAAAGCUGCGGCACGACAGCCUCACACAGCCCAACAGACGAGUCAGGACCCAGCCCCCAACUAGAACGUGGGCCGCCACCACCAUACGACACUCCUGCGCCAGCACCCAAGUGGGUGAAAGUCGGGCUUGAGUUCUGCGGCAACGUAUGCCACGCUACAGCUGUAGCCGCCAAUAGUGAAGGUGCCGAUUGGUCUUUGAGUUCGCUUCCUCCGCUUCAACAACGGCUCAAGGAACUGCGCGUCAAGAUGGAGCGCAUCGGCUACGCGCUGUGGGUGUCGUACGAGGAAGAACCGGGGAUUUGGAGGAAAUUGAGAGAAGUCACUUGGUUCUUCUGGGGUGUAGAAGACAAGGCCGUACGCGUUGGCGUCUACGCGAGUCGACCUGCAAACUUUGGCAUCACCAUGUGGGAUCACAGACACCGUGUGGGACUCAGCAACGAACAGCGAAAUUUAUACGUCGAAUUUGAAGAUCUGGAAAUCCAUUAA